UCUGGAAAAUCGGUGUUGGCAAACUUUGUUUCGGAGAGCAUAGAAGGGAUUGGCAGCUACAGCCCGACACAAGGUGUAAGGAUCCUGGAGUAUGAGAAGCCGAACUUGAACGGUAACUGCAAGGGAGCUGGGUGUCGAUUUGAGUUGUGGGAUUGCAGUGGUGAUCAAAAGUUUGAAACAUGCUGGCCAGGUCUGAUGAAGGACUCUCAUGGCGUAAUAAUAAUCUUCAAUCCUGAGCUGCCCAGUCACCUGAAAGAAAUUGAAAUGUGGUACUCCUGUUUUGUGCAGCAGCAGCCACUGCUUGACAGCCAGUGUCUCCUAGUUGCCCAUCACAAGCCAGGCAGUGAGGGGGACACAGAAAAUCUGUCCUUGGCUUAUCCGCUGAACAAGCUGAAACUAAUACAUUCCAACUUAGAAGAAGAUCCUGAAGAUGUUCGGAUGGAAUUUAUGAAAUACUUCAGAAGCAUUAUCACCUUAAUAAAUGAGAGCAGAGAGAGAGAAGAAAUGUCAAUUAUCUCAUAACAUUAAAAGAAAUACUGAACAGGGAAGAAAAAGGAUUUUUUUUCACUUUGUAAGCUAUACUAACCUGUGAACAGGUCCUCACAACAAGAAUUUGCUUUGCUAUAAACACUUCAGAGAAAAUAAUGCACAAUUUGUGACUAAACCAGAAAAAAAGAAGUGCUGACAUCAGAUGAACUGUGGUGCCAAAGAGGUGGCUGCACGUCCAGGAACUUGGGUAACUUUAGCUGCCUUUUGGUUUCGUUUGGUAUCAGAGGUACAGGAAGAUAUUGUUUAAUAUGUUAGAGUGGACCAAA
Molecule: messenger RNA, 815 nt
Organism: Phaethon lepturus (White-tailed tropicbird)
Lineage: Eukaryota; Metazoa; Chordata; Aves; Phaethontiformes; Phaethontidae
Gene: IFT22
Product: intraflagellar transport 22
Exons: 4
Biological process (GO): intracellular protein transport
Cellular component (GO): endomembrane system
Molecular function (GO): GTPase activity
Source: RefSeq, a predicted model, not a curated record